This is a messenger RNA of Lachancea thermotolerans CBS 6340, 954 nucleotides long. RefSeq names its product ATP synthase complex assembly protein ATP12 (gene ATP12). The coding region runs from base 1 to 954 and encodes 317 amino acids. Gene Ontology annotation, cellular component: mitochondrion. The record is from RefSeq and is a predicted model, not a curated record. The transcript has a single exon. Gene Ontology annotation, biological process: mitochondrial proton-transporting ATP synthase complex assembly. Lineage: Eukaryota; Fungi; Ascomycota; Saccharomycetes; Saccharomycetales; Saccharomycetaceae.
AUGUUGAGACACGCCACAUUCCGGUCGCUCAGGUCUGCGCACCUUUGUUCCGUAAGGGCAUACGCUAGAGCCACAUCCCUUGGAAUCGAUUCCUCUGUUGAAAACAACCUACAGACCGAGACCAACAGAGCGUCUAAAACCUUACAAAAAUUCUGGAAUGAUGUUUCGGUCAAAGAAUGCGACACUCAUCUUACUGUGAUGUUGGAUAACAAGCCUCUCAGAACCCCCUUGGGUAACGCGCUAAGUGUCUCCAAGGACCGCAAGCUUCUUGCUUUACUUUUGCAAAAUGAAUGGUCCAGCAUGUCCAGCCUCGCAAUCAAGCCACACUCACUGCCCAUCACCUCCAUUGUAUCUCGAUGCAUAGACUUGGAGUACACCGCGAAGCCAGGCUCAGAUCCAGAACUAGUUGCCAAAAUUGGCGGCGAUCGCUCAGUAAUCUCAGAAUCCUUAUUGCGUUACCUCGAUACAGAUACUCUCAUGUGUCUUUCACCACGCGCAGAAUAUGAAGGAGCUUUGAGAGCUGCACAAGAUGAACUUUAUCUUCCUGUGAUCAGUCAAGUGGAGAAAUUUCUAUCGCGUUUCGCUCAGGAUCCAGUGAAACUACAAAUCCUGGACGCAGACGUUCAUGGGCUCAAAGGCAACCUUCAAGAUAAAAACACUAAAGAGGCAGCUCUCGCUUACCUGAAUUCUCUAUCAAUGUGGGACUUUGCUGUUUUCGAAAAGGCUGUACUCACCACUAAAUCUUUUCUCUGUGGCCUUCUAUUGCUGCACAACAAGUCACAAAACCCAUCUAGUGACAUGAAAGUCACCAUGGAAAAGAUUGCCCAGUUUGCGACUUUGGAGACUAUAUACCAAGUUGAGCGCUGGGGAGAGGUCGAGGAUACUCACGAUGUGGACAAGCGCGAUGUGAGGAGAAACAUAAAUGCUGCCUCCAUCGUGGCCUUCAAGGAAUAA